Molecule: messenger RNA, 2672 nt
Organism: Pseudo-nitzschia multistriata
Lineage: Eukaryota; Bacillariophyta; Bacillariophyceae; Bacillariales; Bacillariaceae
Source: the annotation of a GenBank genome assembly
GAGUACAAGAAGGUUUGCGAAGGUAUGUGAGUGCUCUUUAGACUAUACCGCACUCGCAUUCUAAUAAGUAGAAUUUUCAUAAUGUAUACUCAUUCCAUCCACUGUGUAUUUACAACCUAUCGAUCAAUAUGGCUAGUGCUUAAUGACCUUCCACGUCUAGACCCCAAAGAAUGCGCGUUGUGUGGGGUAAGCAAACUGAAAUUCGAGCCGCCGGUCUUGUUUUGCUCUGGAAUGCAGUGCGGUAUGGGUAGGAUCAAGAGAGAUUCCGUUUACUACACCGAUUCGAAGCAUCGAAAUUGUUGGUGCCAGCGAUGCCAUUCGAAGCUUCCAGCCAGCAAGCAAAUUAUAUUGGAUGACGGCGUAGAGAUCAAGAAGUCAAGUCUGAUUUUCGACAAAAACGAUUCGACCCCCGAAGAAGACUUUCUCGAGUGCCAUGAUUGCAAAUGCAGGGUUCACAAGAUUUGCGCGCUCCACAAUUGUCGGAAUCAAAAACCAAACGAGCUGUUUCGCUGUCCRAAAUGCAUUAAUGUACACAAAGAAAUCAACGGACUGCCGCACAAUGCUCCCAAAUCUGCCAAGGAUCUUCCUACGUGCUUAAUGAGCGACUUCAUCGAGAAAGGCUUACUAGAAUCUCUCGAUAACUCGUACCGAAAAACCGCCGAAGAAGAUGGCAUUCCUAUCAGCAACRUAAAAAGAGCGGAUGAUCUAAGUGUGCGGGUGAUGUCACACGUUUCUCUCAAACAUAUGGUCCGAGACGAGGUACGUAAUCGAAUAGGCAAUCAGUUUCCGAGUGCUAGCUGUCAUCAAAUUACCCCUUCUCUAACGCAGUGCACAACUUGAUGGCAAUGUACAGAUGUUCAAGAAAUAUUCGAGKCAAGGCUACCCCAGUGACUUCCCGGUUCAUACGAAAUGCAUUGGUCUCUUUCAACAAAUCCAUGGUGUAGAUGUUCUUCUGUUUGUCAUGUACGUGUACGAAUACGGACACGAAUGCCCYGCACCGAAUCGAAGGCGAGUCUACAUAUCGUAUCUAGACUCGGUCAAAUACUUUGAACCAAGGCGCUACCGGUCGAUCGCUUAUCAAUCCAUCAUCGUAGAAUAUCUUCGCUUCGUGAAGAAACGGGGAUUCCACACGGCCCAUAUCUGGAGCUGCCCCCCGGCAGACGGCGACGAGUAUGUCUUUCACUGCCAUCCAUCUCACCAAAAGGUGCCAGACGAAGCAAUGCUGCGCCAAUGGUACUACGAUGUUAUCGAUCAAGCCACAAGGGAAGGAAUCGUUGUCGAAACGACCAACUUUUACGACGAAUAUUUUCAGUUCAAGAAACUGGGAUCGGCAUCUCCCUAUCCAGAGGGAGUCAACCCCAUGUCGCUGCCAUACUUUGAGGGCGACUACGUUCCCGGUGAAAUCGAGACCAUCCUCUCCAAGUUGAACGAGGAAGAACUUCCCCGCAAAACGAGGUCAACCAACAACUCAACGGUGCCGGUUGCCGACGCAGAACCGAAGCGGCAGAGGCCGGGCUCGCGCCGGGGCACCCGGUUGAAUUCGGCCCGUUUGGGGAAUGCAAUCCACGACAAGGUAAUGAGUCGAUUGGGAACGGCGAUUCACAACAUGAAGGAAAACCUCAUUAUAGUUCGGUUGCGCAACAAGCAUUUUGCUCUGGCCGUAGACCGGGGGGAAGACGUAUCGGAAUGGCCCGACGACGAUGCGUAUKCACCCCACCCUGGCGAAUCGAUCCGGAGCAGCAGCAGCAGCAGUACCAAUGAGUAUGCCAAAGAAUACAAGCGAACCAGCAGAAGGUACACCGUCCCGGACAAGAUCCGUUCCACCAUCGAAGAAGACGAGGAAUUCGAGAGCGAAAUGUUUGAAAACCGGCAGCUCUUUCUAAACUAUUGCCAAGGAAACAACUGCCAGUUYGACGAGAUGCGCCGCGCCAAGCACUCUACCAUCAUGGUCUUGCACCAGCUGCACAACCCAUCGGCCCCCAAGUUUGUUCGCAGGUGCCGUGCCUGCCAGAAAGACAUCGGCAGCGAAGGGUGUUACAGGUGCAAGGUUUGCCCCGAUUUCGACCUGUGCAUGGAUUGCCACGGGCCGGUGACAAAGGGAUUGUGGGCCUCGAGGGGAUUCCGGUUCACGCACGAUGGGACCCAUUCGUUUUCCCUCGUCCGGCCGGCCCCUGCCGAUGGCGAGGCCCCGGCCGUGUGUCGUCCCGCGGGCGCGGCCUCRCCCGCGGCCAGGGCGGAGCGGGCCAGGGCCCUGAAGGUCUACCUCGGGGUCCUGGUGCACGCCGCGAGCUGCGGUGGCGUUUCCGAAGGCUGYCUMCUGAAGAACUGCGCCAGGAUGAAGGAGCUCCUCUCCCACGUGGUCUCGUGCCCGCUCUCCUCGGGCGGAUCGACGGCGGGCGCCGCCUCCUGCAAGAUCUGCGCCCGCGUCCUGUCGCUGAUCAUCGUCCACACCCGGUCCUGCCCGGACCGGGACGGUUCCUGUCCAYUGCCGUACUGCAACAAGAUCCGGGAACGGAACCGMCGCCUCCGGCGGCAGCAGCUCUUUAUGGACGAUCGGCGCCGGCGGGCCCAGAACGCGGUCUACUCGCGGCGGAGGCGAUAGCCGUGUGCUGCGGGCACAACGCCGCAAUGGCCCGUCACCGAUGCACCGCAAACAAACAAACACACACACA